Messenger RNA from Sorghum bicolor (sorghum), 1501 nucleotides. Its product is annotated as WAT1-related protein At5g64700. The transcript has 7 exons. NCBI's taxonomy places the organism in Eukaryota, Viridiplantae, Streptophyta, Magnoliopsida, Poales, Poaceae. The record is from RefSeq and is a predicted model, not a curated record. The coding region runs from base 244 to 1287 and encodes 347 amino acids. Gene Ontology annotation, molecular function: transmembrane transporter activity. Gene Ontology annotation, cellular component: plasma membrane.
CGUCAGCUCAACAGCAAAAGACAACAGACGGACCCCAAAAACCCAUUGCCUGAGACCUCAUGCGACUGAAUUCUAGCAUAUGUGGAUAUAUAUAGACUCCUUGUGAAAGUAGCUGCCAUAGGAAGUUAGGAGCUCACCCAAGUUCGUGCAUUAUAUUCCCAGAAUCUGCCCUGCUCGAUUACAUAUAAAAAAAACCAUGCAUGUCCAGGAGUCCCAACAGAUGACCGCUGUAGGCCUGUAGAAAUGGGCAACAGAGCAGCUUUCGUUGUUGCAUUUCUCCUGAGGGCUAUAUAUGGAGGCAUGCAGAUAGUAACCAAGGCUGCUUUCGAUGAAGGCAUGAGCACGUCGGUCUUUGUUUUCUACAGGCAUCUAACUGGUAUUCUCUUCUUGGUGCCCAUUGCUUUUGUGCUUGAAAGGAAAACUGCUCCGCCGCUGUCAUUCAAAGUCUCUCUGAAAUUGUUUUUUCAUGCACUAUACGGGAUUGCUGGAGCAAUCAACAUAUAUGGCCUUGGUCUCAGUUAUUCUUCAGCAACAUCAUCAUCUGCAAUAUUUAACCUCUUGCCAGCUGUGGCUUUCUUUCUGGCUGUUCUUUUGCGGAUGGAGACUUUGAACUUGAAGAGAUUCCAUGGGAUUGCAAAAGCUUCAGGCGUAUUGUUUAGCAUUGCUGGUGUAAUUGUACUUGCAUUUUACCAAGGACCUGCAUUCAGAUCGUUCAUCCACCAUAACCCUUUUCAUCACACAAGUAACUCCCAUGCUGGGGUUACUGCUCAUCCUAAAAGGGUUUGGAUAUUUGGAAUUUUCUUGACGACUUUAUCAACUACAUCAUGGGCUCUUUGGACAGUUCUUCAGGGGCCUAUGCUGGAAGCAUAUCCAUCUAAGCUGCUCAACACAACCCUCCAGAUGAUUUUUGCAACAAUUCAGUGUUUCUUCAUCGCCCUAGCGGCCGAGAGGGAUUUUUCAAAAUGGAAGCUAGCGCUGGACAUACGUCUUUUUGCUGUAUUGUACUCUGGAAUAUUUGUUUCAGGAGUUGCGUAUUAUAUGCAAGUAUGGGUCAUUGAAAAGAGCGGGCCUGUUUUCUUGGCCAUGACAAUGCCAAUAACCUUGCUUGUCACAAUUAUUCUGUCUUUGUUUCUCGGAGAAGCAGUUACCCUGGGAAGUAUCUUAGGUGGAAUAAUCAUGGUUGGUGGUCUGUAUAGUGUCCUUUGGGCCAAGAGGUCUGAGCAAGUGCAAGUAGAUGCCAACAAGCAACAAAUGGCGCCUGCUCCAGCAGAGGCAACACAAGUUUAAUUUGAGGCUGGUUUGUAUUUUGUAGUUUCUGGAAUUGAGAGAAACUGUAAAGUUAUGUAGUCUUCUUCCAACAUAUGCCGUUUCUUCUAUGUUUUUAUUCACCUAUCUUAAGGCAAGAGGCUUUUGUGAUUUGUGGUGCAAUUGGAUCAAACAAGUAGUCUCAGGGGGCAUUGUUAGUGUUAAAUUAAACAACAUAACAGGCCCUUAAAUCAAA